GUGAAAUAUAUAUAUAUAUAUAUAUAUAUACGUGUGUGUGUGUGUGUAUAUAUUUUGUUUAAAUUCAUUAAUUUAAGGGAGGAAUGCUUGAAGUUGUUUGACUUUCCAUGUCAAGCUGUUGGAAUAUCUAUCUACAGCUGUUGGACUGUCUAUGUAAAGCUGCCGCUUCGUUAAUAUAAUUAUCCAAUCAUGACUUUCGUUUCAAAUUUUUUCUUCCAUCUGAUAAUUUGACAGGGAGGAAGAGACAUGGACUUUGGAGAUCUAAGAGAGACGAUAGAGAAGAUAGAGGUAGUGGACGCUCACGCGCACAACAUCGUCGCACUUGACUCCUCCUUCCCGUUCCUCAACUGCUUCUCGGAGGCCAGCGGCGACGCCUUGGCCUAUGCAACCCACUCCCUCUCAUUCAAGAGAAAUUUGAGGGAGAUUGCUGAACUGUAUGGCACAGUAUCUACCUUGCAUGCGGUUGAGGAAUACCGCAAAUCAGCAGGAUUGCAAGCUAUUAGUUCAGUCUGCUUUAGAGCUGCAGGAAUCUCUGCCAUACUCAUUGAUGAUGGAUUGAUCUUGGACAAAAAGCAGGACAUUGAAUGGCAUAGAUGUGCUGCUCCAUUUGUGGGUAGGAUACUGAGGAUUGAACGUCUGGCUGAGGAAAUUCUUGAGGAAGGGAUGGCAGGUGGAUGCACUUGGACAUUGGAUUCGUUCAUUGACAUUUUUGAUAAAAAAUUGAAGUCAGCUGUUGGUCAAAUUGUUGCGUUAAAAAGCAUAGCUGCAUACCGCAGCGGUCUAGAAAUCAAAACAGAUGUAACUAGAAAAGAUGCUGAGGAAGGUCUAACCAAAAUUUUGAGCGCUGGAAAGCCGGUCCGUGUUACAGACAAAAGCUUAAUUGACUAUUUAUUCACAUAUAGUUUGGAGUUUGCUGCAUGCUUUGACUUGCCAUUGCAGAUACACACUGGUUUUGGAGACAAAGAUUUAGAUUUACGGUUAUCCAAUCCUCUUCACCUACGAGCCAUUCUCGAGGACAAGAGAUUUUCCAAUUGUCGUAUAGUUCUUUUACAUGCAUCAUAUCCAUUCUCAAAGGAAGCAUCAUAUCUUGCCUCUGUUUAUUCUCAGGUAUAUCUUGAUUUCGGUUUAGCAGUUCCAAAGCUUAGUGCUCACGGGAUGAUCUCUUCGGUAAAAGAACUUUUGGAUCUAGCCCCAGUAAAGAAGGUAAUGUUCAGCACCGAUGGUUAUGCAUCUCCUGAAACUUUCUACUUAGGCACAAAAAAAGCACGUGAAGUUGUCUUUUCAGUCCUUCGUGAUGCAUGCAGUUGUGGUGAUCUCUCACUUGCUGAAGCUAAUGAAGCAGCUAGGGACAUCUUUGUACAAAAUGCAAUUCAAUUUUACAAGAUUGAUUUGAAUGUGAAAUUGUCUGGCUCAAACUACAGUUCAUCUCUCAAGUCUGCAAUGGUGGAACACAAUGGCCAAGAAACUGGCGCGUCACUUGUUCGUAUUAUCUGGGUUGAUUCUUCUGGGCAACACAGAUGCCGGGUUAUCCCAGUAAAGCGUUUUGAUGAUGUUGUAAAGAAGAAUGGUGUUGGCUUAACUUUUGCAUCUAUGGGGAUGACUUCAUUUGCUGAUGGACCAGCAGAGGAAUCUAAUCUGACUGGAGUUGGUGAGAUUAGAUUAAUGCCUGAUCUGUCCAGUAGACGGCGAAUCCCAUGGGCUAAGCAAGAUGAGAUGGUUUUGGCUGACAUGCAUCUUAAACCUGGUGAAGCAUGGGAAUAUUGCCCAAGAGAGGCCUUACGAAGAGCCUCAAAGAUUCUGAAAGAUGAAUUUAACUUGAUUCAGAAAAAAGUGGAAGAAAUGCAUCUUGGUAAUGCUCUUGCUGUAAUGUUGGUUAUUGUUUCAAGUGUUUGUAUGAGUCCUGAAAAUACCUUCUUCAUUUUUUUAUUUUCAAAUUUGCUGCAGUUGCACGCGGAAAGUGGAAAAGGUCAGUUUGAAUUUGCUCUUGGACACACUGCAUCAACUUGUGCUGCGGACAACUUGAUUUUCACUCGUGAAGUUAUUAGGUCUAUUGCAAGGAAACAUGGAUUGUUGGCGACUUUUGUGCCAAAGUAUUCUUUAGAUGAUAUUGGUUCAGGAUCCCAUGUGCAUAUCAGUUUGUGGCAGAACGGGAAAAAUAUUUUUAUGGCAUCAGAUGGAUCAUCUCAAUAUGGAAUGUCCAAUGUUGGUCAAGAAUUUAUGGCUGGCGUUUUGCACCAUCUUCCUUCAAUUUUGGCAUUCAUAGCACCAGUUCCGAACAGUUAUGACCGAAUACAACCAAAUACAUGGAGUGGGGCAUAUCAGUGUUGGGGAAAAGAAAACAGAGAAGCCCCAAUAAGAACUGCAUGCCCACCUGGAAUUAUACAAGGUCUGGUGAGCAACUUUGAGAUUAAAUCUUUUGAUGGAUGUGCAAACCCAUACUUGGGCUUGGCUGCCAUUGUUUCUGCUGGCAUUGAUGGCCUUCAGAAGCAUCUUCUUCUGCCUGAACCUAUAGAUAUAAACCCAUCUGAUGUUGGUGUCAAAGUUCAAAGGCUACCUGCUUCACUUGAUGAAUCUUUGGAAGCUCUCCAGAAAGAUGAGAUCUUGCAUGAUCUAAUUGGUGAGAAGCUUGUGGUUGCCGUAAAAGGAGUUCGCAAGGCUGAAAUUGAAUACUACAAGAAGAAUAAGGAUGCAUACAAGCAACUUAUACAUCGUUAUUGAGCCAAAAUCUUUCAAGGCAUUUGUUACCGAAUCCCGCACCCUCUUCAAAGUUUUUUCUUUUGCUCGCUUAUUCUUGUUUCCUGUCAGAGGAAAUUUGAGGUAAUGAAUAAGGCUCAAAAACUGAAAUAGUGCCUGAUUAUUUUUCAGAUAUUCAAAUUUCUGUAUCUGAAAACUGACUUAGGUUUCAACUGUACUUUGAAAUUUUAGAUAUUUGCUGGUACAUGUUAUUUAA
Molecule: messenger RNA, 2950 nt
Organism: Carica papaya (papaya)
Lineage: Eukaryota; Viridiplantae; Streptophyta; Magnoliopsida; Brassicales; Caricaceae
Source: RefSeq, a predicted model, not a curated record